AUGCGAUUCACAACCAUCACCGCUCUCACCACCCUCGCUGGCCUUGCCGCCGCAUGCCCAACUCCUCAACCCCCAGUCACCAACGACCCAGCCUAUUUCAGCCUCCUCGCCAUCCGAUCAGGAAGCUCCAUCCAAUAUGCUACAUUCGGCGCCGCAAAGAGCUCUCUAUUCGCCAAUCUGCCCGCACAAAAUGCAAGCUGUGACGCCUGCGGCGUCAACACAGCAACCUUCACACUCAAGGACGGCACACUAAACCUUUACGCCGCGUCCGCCACCCCUCAGACCUUCUAUGUCGACAGAUCGGGUAUGGGACAGGGCAAGUUGGGAUACACCACUGGUGCUCAACCUACGCCUAAGAACGCUGAGAGGACCGGAUGGAACAUUAAAGAUGGAUAUUUGUACUUCAAUGAGGCGGGGUUGAUUGCUUGCCCGAACUCUAUUGAUGGUGCUUGGAGCGUGUGGGUGUCUGCUGGUAUUGAGAACCCGGCUGGGAACUCGAAUUGCACGCCUUUUGCGCCGAAGGUUCAGGCGAUUGAGAAGGGACGCCAGAUCGGGUGCGUGUAUACUGAGUAA
Cadophora gregata is the source of this 573-nucleotide messenger RNA. RefSeq lists its product as uncharacterized. Lineage: Eukaryota; Fungi; Ascomycota; Leotiomycetes; Helotiales; Ploettnerulaceae. The transcript has a single exon. The coding region runs from base 1 to 573 and encodes 190 amino acids. The record is from RefSeq and is a predicted model, not a curated record.